Molecule: messenger RNA, 2205 nt
Organism: Zonotrichia leucophrys gambelii
Lineage: Eukaryota; Metazoa; Chordata; Aves; Passeriformes; Passerellidae
Gene: GRAMD1C
Product: GRAM domain containing 1C
Exons: 18
Coding region: 213-2072 (619 amino acids)
Biological process (GO): intracellular sterol transport
Cellular component (GO): endoplasmic reticulum-plasma membrane contact site; plasma membrane; endoplasmic reticulum membrane
Molecular function (GO): cholesterol transfer activity; cholesterol binding
Source: RefSeq, a predicted model, not a curated record
GGGCGCAGCGCGGCCCUCGCCCCCCUCCAUGGUAAGCGCCGCGCUCUGCGCUCCUCGCCCGCCCCUCCGGCGGGCUCCGUGCCCCCGGCCGCCGCCCCGCCGCCCCCCCGGGCCAGCGGAGGGCCGCCCAGGAAGUUCAUGAAGUGGAUCAUGGUCUUAUUAACCAGCUACUUGCUGAUUCAGAGGAGACUCUUAAUUCAUGCACAGAGAAAAUGCAGGGUCCUGCUCAGUAUAGCUGGAGUGCUGACUGGAGCUUUUGGCUCUCAAGUUCCACUUACAAAUAUAGGAGUGAGGAAUUCAAGAGACAGUUUUCUCAUCUGCCAGACUCAGAGAGACUCAUAGUAGAUUACGCCUGUGCGCUCCAGAAGGACAUCCUGCUGCAAGGACGCCUGUACCUCUCUGAAAACUGGCUCUGCUUCCACAGCAACAUUUUCCGAUGGGAGACCACAAUUUCUAUUGCUUUGAAGGAUAUAACUUUCAUGACAAAGGAGAAGACUGCUCGUCUCAUUCCAAAUGCCAUACAAAUAGCAACAAAAGGAGAGAAGUUUUUCUUCACAUCAUUCAGUGCAAGAGACAGAAGCUACCUCAGUAUCUUCCGUUUGUGGCAGAAUGUGUUGCUGGAUAAGAGGCUGACCAAGCAGGAAUUCUGGCAGCUGGUGCACCAGAGCUAUGGCUCUGAGCUGGGCCUGAACAGCGAGGAGAUGGAGAGCUUCCACUCAUCGUCAGAGGACAACGGGCAGUCUCGAUCCAGCAUUUGUGAUGAUUCUGGAGAAAGGGAUGAAAAACUACCCAAAAUGAUUGGUUUAGUUCGUGAGCCCACACUUCAAACAGAAGGAGAGUCACUCAACAGACACAUGUUGCCAGGAGUGGAGGAGUCCUCAAGUGAGAAGCAAAUAAAGAGUCCUCUUCCAUCUUCAGAAAGAAAACCUGCUAAGCUAGUUAGGAGCAGGUCUUUAGAAAAGUCUUUGGACCUUAACGAGAAUGAAAAUCUUCCAGAGAAGAGCAGUGCUUCAGAUAGUGAAGAAGCAGUGAAGGAGACUGUCUCUGACAAUGAUCUCUAUGGGAGACUUUUUAUAAACAGAGUUUUCCACAUCACUGCAGACAAGAUGUUUGAAAUCCUUUUCACCAAUUCUCACUUCAUGCAGAGGUUUCUUAAUUCCAGGAGUAUAGUAGAUGCUGUAUCAACCCCUUGGAAUAGAGACUCCAAUGGCAAUCAGUUGAGGACUUUGACGUACACUGUAACAAUUAACAAUCCCCUCUGUGGGAAGUUCACAACUGCAACGGAGAAGCAGAUCCUGCAUAAGCAGAGCCAGAAAGGUCAGUCUUAUCAGGUAGAUGCUGAGGUCCUGACCCACGACGUCCCCUACCAUGAUUAUUUCUACACUGUGAACAGAUACUGCAUCAGCCGCACGUCCAGUCACAAGUGCCGGUUACGGGUUUCUGCAGAAGUGAAGUACAAAAAACAGCCUUGGGGCCUUGUCAAGUCUGUAAUUGAGAAGAAUACCUGGGGAGGAAUACAGGAAAACUUCAAACAACUUGAAUCAGAUCUCCUAAUGGAGGAAUAUGCAAUUAAUCAAUCCAUAGAAGACUCUGGGAAAUUACUUGCUCUGAGACGAAGGCGACGCACUUUACACCGGGGUUUGGCAGAAUCACUUCCCAAACGCUCUUCCCAGCAUUCCUCUGGUGACCUGGGAGUAGAGUCCCAGGGCAGUUUAAUAGGAAGGAAAAGAGAUGCAGUAAGUAGGACCACCACCAUCAUUGUAGUAAUGAGUGUCUUUUUGCUGCUCUUGGUCUUGCUGAAUAUAACACUGUUCCUCAAACUCUCAAAGAUAGAGCAUGCAGCUCAGUCCCUUUAUCAUGUCCAGCUUCAGGAGGAAAGCUCUUUGAACAUAUCCCCAGAAAUUGUAUCAAAAGAGGAGAUACCUCAAUAUGAUAAGGAACAGGUUAAACAUGUGAAGGGAGUUUUAAGAGACUCAAUUGAAAUGCUUGAGCAGCUGAAGAUUUCCCUUUCCAUGCUCCAAAGAAGCUUUGACCACUUGAACAGGACACAGAGCAGCAAGACUGAGAGUUAAUAGCCACAUCAGCUUUUCAUUCAAGAUGCUGGAAGAACAGAUGUGUGUGUGAGGACUUGUGGGGUAGGGACUGUAACUGUCUCCUCUGGACUCUUUACUGUUGCACAGAAUAAAAGGUUUGUGGAAGAAGUAA